Messenger RNA from Corvus hawaiiensis (hawaiian crow), 1789 nucleotides. RefSeq names its product multivesicular body subunit 12A (gene MVB12A). The coding region runs from base 1 to 1002 and encodes 333 amino acids. Lineage: Eukaryota; Metazoa; Chordata; Aves; Passeriformes; Corvidae. Gene Ontology annotation, biological process: receptor catabolic process; endosome to lysosome transport via multivesicular body sorting pathway; regulation of epidermal growth factor receptor signaling pathway. Gene Ontology annotation, cellular component: ESCRT I complex; cytosol. The record is from RefSeq and is a predicted model, not a curated record. The transcript has 8 exons.
AUGGCGGCGGCGGCGGCUCCGGCCCCGCUGACGGGCGUGGGCUGGGCCGGCGGCGCCGAGGCCGUCCCGCCGGGCUGGACCGCGAUCACCGUGACGGCGGAGGGAGCGCCCGCCUGCCUGGGCAAAGGCUUCGGGCACCGCGGCGGCGGCGGCGGCUGGUACCUGUGCUUCAGCCGCGGCGGAGCGCAGGCCGCCGAGGGCCCGGUGGUCACGGACGUGCUGGUGCUGAGCGAGCGGAGCCCGCAGCCCCCCGGCUACAGCCGCGCCCCGGAGUUCCCGGAGUCCCGCGGGCCGGUGUCGGUGUCCCGGUACCGAUGCCCCGUUCCCCCCGUUUCCCGCAGGCGGGCCGGUGCCGGUGCCGGUGUCGGUGGGUGUCCCGGUACCGGUACCGAUUCCCGUUUCCCGCAGGCGGGCCGGUGCCGGUGUCGGUGGGUGUCCCGGUACCGGUACCGAUUCCCGUUUCCCGCAGGCGGGCCGGUGUCGGUGGGUGUCCCGGUACCGGUACCGAUUCCCGUUUCCCGCAGGCGGGCCGGUGUCGCGGCGGAAGCGGCUCCUGGUGCGCCGGGAGGCGGCGGCGGCCGUGGCCGUGCUCGAGCUCCGCCUCAGCCUCCGGGGCGGCCGCGGCCCCGCCGCGCUCGCCUGGAUCGGGGAAAUGGGCGGAUUCUCGCUCUGGUGCCGGAAGGGCCCCGUGCGGGCCGGGGCUGCCCCGGGGCCGCUCAGCGGCGGCCUGGAACGGCUCUCGCUGCGGCCGCCCGGGCCCCCCCCGCCUCCGUCCGAGCCCCCGGGGAUCUCCGGCCCCUCAGCCAUGGACGGAAUUCCCUUCGCCCUCCACCCCAAAUUCGGGCCCGGGCUCAGCUCCCCCAUUCUGGCGGAGCUGACGGUGAAAUCCCUGGCGGACAUCGAGCGCGAGGUGAGGGAAUUCCCGGAGUUUUGGGAUUAAUUCCCGGAGUUUUGGGAUUAAUUCCUGGAUUUUUGGGUCUAAUUCCCUUUUUUUGGGUUUAAUUCCCAGUUUUUUUGGGAUUAAUUUCCGGAUUUUUGGUUUUAAUUCCCAUUUUUUUGUAUGUAAUCCCCAAUUUUUGGGUUUAAUUCCCAAUUAUUUUGUAUUUAAUUCCUGCACUUUUGGGUCUAAUUCCCAUUUUUUGGGAUUCAUUCCCCGUUUCUUGGGAUUCAUUCCCAAUUUUUUGGUUUAAUUCCUGCAUUUUUGGGUUUAAUUCCCAUUUUUUUUGUAUUUAAUUCCCAACUUUUGGGAUUAAUUCCCAGAUUUUUGGGUUUCAUUCCCUAUUUUUUUGUAUUUAAUUCCCAACUUUUGGGAUUAAUUCCUGGAUUUUUGGGUUAAAUUCCCUGUUUUUCGGGAUUAAUUCCCAAUAUUUUUGUAUUUUAUUCCCAAUUUUUGGAUUUAAUUCCCAAUUUUGGGGUCCAAUUCCCUGGUUUUUGGGAUUAAUUCCCAAUUUUUUGGUGAUUAAUUCCCAAUUUUUUUGUAUUUAAUUCCCAACUUUCAGGUUUAAUUCCCAAUUUUGGGGUCUAAUUCCCAUCUUUUGGGACUAAUUCCCAGAUUUUUGGGUCUAAUUCCCAUUUCUUGUGUUUAAUUCCCAGGUUUUUGGGAUUAUUUCCCAGAUUUUUGGGUUUAAUUCCCAUUUUUUUGUAUUCCCAAUAUUUGGGUUUAAUUCCUGCAUUUUUGGCAUUAAUUCCCUGUUUUUUGGGUCUAAUUCCCAAUUUUUUCUGUGUUUAAUUCCCAGUUUUCGGGUUUAAUUCUUGCAUUUUUGGUUUUGAUUCCCAAUUUUUCGGUAUU